Molecule: messenger RNA, 761 nt
Organism: Solanum dulcamara
Lineage: Eukaryota; Viridiplantae; Streptophyta; Magnoliopsida; Solanales; Solanaceae
Product: protein AGENET DOMAIN (AGD)-CONTAINING P1-like
Exons: 1
Coding region: 52-591 (179 amino acids)
Source: RefSeq, a predicted model, not a curated record
CCUCAUAGUUCCUCAGUUCUUCAUUCAAUUGAAACAAUCUUCUCUCUCAAAAUGGCCCGAACCAAAGUGACAAAAAAGAAUCCAGAGCAACGCCACCAAUUAAGAAUGGAGAUGCUCUCAAAGUCAAUCAAAUCAAUAGCAUUCAAGAAACAACAGAUAAAAAAAAAAUUCCAAAAGGGUGAUGAAGUUGAAGUUGCAAGUCAACAAGAUGACUUCAUAGGUUCUUACUACGCAGCAACUAUUGUUUCUGCUGUCGGACCUUAUCAUUACAGAGUCAAGUACAAGACUCUGCUGACUGAUGACGAGUCUGAGCUGCUGGAGGAAGUUGUCACUAAAGGUGAGGUCCGCCCUGUGCCACCUAAUCAACGUGAAACAAUGCCAGAAAAUGGAUUCCGUCUAUACGAUAAGGUUGAUGUCUUUGCCAAUGAUGGAUGGUGGUUUGGAUUUAUCAGUGGCAAAACUGGAGAAGAGUACUAUGUCAACUUCCCUACAACUGGGGAUAACAUUGCAUACCCUCCUCAUGUGUUGAGAUUUCAUCAAGAAUGGUCUAAUGGCAAGUGGAUGUCUCUCCCCAAUACAAUGAAAGAAUAAUUUUUGAAUGUGACUUCUUAUUAAUCCAUGUUUAGUUGCAAAACUGUUAGGGGUCGUUUGGUUGGGAUAAAAGUUAGGUUGAAAUUAGUUAUGUAGGAAUAAAUUAUGUUAUGAUUAGUUAUGAGAGUAGUUUUUAUUGCUUGUUUGGUUGGUCAUAUUUAAAAUUAUAU